UAGGAAUAUACCAUUUCUUUGCUUCUUUGGUCAUUUCAAAGAAAAAAUACAAUUUUUAUUAUCACAACAGAAAAAAAAUAACAUGUGCUUGUGCGUUCGCGAACGAAUACCUAAAUAAUUAGAAACAGAAAAAAAAUAAUAAAAAUGGGUUUUUUGAAAAGAUGUUAAUUUUGUUCCUUUUUCCGUAUUCGAAUUGUAUAAAAAGCCGGAUGAAAAUAUAUUUAAAUUCUAGUUGAAUUUCAUAUUUACGAGUGGCAAUAUAUCUAUAGUACCUUCCAUACCAAUACCCAUAGAGACACAAAGAGUGGUUUUUGUUCUUUGGAUAUCUUUUUCCUAUUGAGCUAUAAUACCACUUAAAUUUGUUUAAAUUUUUUUUGGAAAUUUUAUUUUCUUAAUUUGUUUUAAAUAAAAGGAUGCAAAAGAUGAUUAUCUCACAAAGGAGGACUAAUUGGCCCAAGACAGCAAAUUUGCUGCAGGUGCCACCCAGAAACUUCAAAAGCAACAAAAUUCUUCCGCCCUCCGAAUUGCAUCGUUCCGCCAAGAAAUUUUCUAUCCGUAAACAAUUCAUUACUUCGGCGGCGGCUAAUGAGUCCAUUAGCGAGCAAGAAAUUUCAUUACUUUUGCACCAUGAAAGCCGUUUGUCACUCGCUUAUGGGGCUUUGGAAGAGAUUCCUUGUCUUAUUCUAAAAUACAUGGCUGAUAAAAUUAAAAUCCUCGAUUUGAGCCAUAACCGUUUUCGAAACCUCUCAUUUCUUCAAAGUUUCUCAAAUCUUCAAACUCUUAUUUUGGACAAGAAUUCAUAUUUAGAUUGCCAGUCCCUGCCCUCGAUGAAAAGCCUAGAAAUUCUUUGGCUUAACAAUUGCAAUCUUAUAAAUGUCUCAGAUUGGUUGACAACACUGCAGGUCCAGUGUCCCGCUCUGAAACAACUUUCAAUGAUGUGCAAUCCAGUAGGCUGGACCGUACUUAACGGUGUUAGUGAGCACGAUGAGCGAGAAUAUCUAACACAAAUACUAAAAAUUUUACCAAAUUUGGAAUAUUUUGACGGUAUCCGAAUAAACGAUGAACACAGACAAUUAGCCAUUGGACGUAAAAAGCUUUCUUUUGCCCUUCUCGAAGAGAUUUUUCACAAAAAAUUAAUGGUUUUUAUAAAUUUUUCUACGAAAUUGCAUAAAAAUUAUAUGUCAAUGGACAAAUUAAAUGCACAUUUUGUUAAAAAUAAGAGUCUUAUUGAUAAAAAACAAAAAUUUUAAGAAUUUAUAAAAAAAUAGAUUUAUUUUAUUUAAAAUUAAGAUUUAAUGUAAUAAAAAAACACACGUGUCUAUCGAUAUUUUAAUUUAUGAAAUGUUAAAUGAAUACGAACUAGAAUAAAACAUUAAUAACUAUGCAAUUA
Molecule: messenger RNA, 1390 nt
Organism: Episyrphus balteatus (marmalade hoverfly)
Lineage: Eukaryota; Metazoa; Arthropoda; Insecta; Diptera; Syrphidae
Product: leucine-rich melanocyte differentiation-associated protein-like
Exons: 4
Coding region: 414-1250 (278 amino acids)
Molecular function (GO): protein binding
Source: RefSeq, a predicted model, not a curated record